This is a messenger RNA of Brassica napus (rape), 699 nucleotides long. Its product is annotated as zinc finger protein ZAT1-like. Gene Ontology annotation, biological process: regulation of DNA-templated transcription. The transcript has a single exon. The coding region runs from base 1 to 699 and encodes 232 amino acids. The record is from RefSeq and is a predicted model, not a curated record. Lineage: Eukaryota; Viridiplantae; Streptophyta; Magnoliopsida; Brassicales; Brassicaceae.
AUGUCAGAAUCAGCGAGUGGCUCGACCCUUCCAUCGCUAGAGACAUCCAACAAUGAAACCGUUUUGAUUGGGGGACCAGAUCUAAAGAGAGAAGACGGUGCACAUCAAAUAAAAGGCGAGAGAAAGAUGAUCGUGGACGAGGCAGAUUCUACCGGGUCUGGUAGUCCUUUGACAGCUGUCGAAGAAGCUGGUUUAAUUCUUGUAGCAAUGUCUAAGGGGCAGAGGCCAGAAAAUUCUCAGAAUUGGAAUGCUAUUGAUCGUUUGUUAGCAACUCCAAACGGUAAAGAAGAAUAUUACGAAACAGAUUUAGAUUCUGAUGAUGAUAAUAAAGAAGUCAAAUACAAGUCUGUUGCUGAGCUUCUCACUCAAAACGUGGAAACCCUAACAGAAGACAACGGUGAAGAUGAUGAGGAUAAUGAUGCUGACGAAACAAAUUUGGUUACGAGAGAGAAAAAGUGUAAGAAAGAAUUUAUAUGUGAUGUAUGUGGAAAAGUUUUUGGUUCGUAUCAGGCAUUAGGUGGUCAUCGAACGAGCCAUAAGUGCAAACGGUUGAAGAUUUGCGACAAGAAUGAUCAAGACCGAGAAUUAGUUCCAAACAAAAAGAAUGAUCAAGACCGACGUCACCAGUGUGGAGUUUGUGGCAGAGAAUUUGAAUCUGGUCAAGCACUUGGUGGUCACAUGAAGACUCAUUACAUAUAA